Brienomyrus brachyistius is the source of this 1479-nucleotide messenger RNA. It is a transcript of the gene ttc1, whose product is annotated as tetratricopeptide repeat domain 1. The transcript has 8 exons. The record is from RefSeq and is a predicted model, not a curated record. Gene Ontology annotation, molecular function: protein binding. The coding region runs from base 74 to 1195 and encodes 373 amino acids. Lineage: Eukaryota; Metazoa; Chordata; Actinopteri; Osteoglossiformes; Mormyridae.
GCCAGCUUUUGAUUCGCUGACAGAGCGGAAAUUGUAUUCCGGAAGCGCCCUGUGUUUUCAGAGGGCAGGUCAAAUGGAGUCUGCCAAGGAGGUGCAGGGUAGCAACAUGGAAGAAGUUACAGAAGCAUUGGGUAGCACCCUGGGUGUCUCUGAACAGUACGGAAGGUCUGAUGGGGGGCGAGACCGCCCCCCGUGUGUCGCCUCUCGCGAGACAGAGCUGGAGGAGAACUUCUAUGACUGUCGAGAGACUCUAGAGGACGCUGAGGAAAAACCAGCAAGCAACAGUUUGGGCAGGCUUAGGACAGAGCAGGAGGAGGAGGGAGAUGCUAAUCACCCAGACAGGAAAUGGGAGAAGGGAGGACAGGAUGUACACGGAGAAGAGGAACCUGUGCUAUUGGACAGGCCGGAUCUGAGCGAGGAAGGGAGGGACAGAGGGAUCCAGCCGGAGCAGGAUAGCUGGGUGGAGUGCAGUGAGGACGACCAGGCGGCUCAUUCACCUCAGGAUGGAGUGGAAGAGUCUGAGUUCGGGGUGAAGGAAGAGGUGGUACCGGAAUUUGAUGAAGAGUACCUGAGCGAGUUGGAGAAAGACCUGAGCCAAGAAGAAAAAGAGGUGCCAUUGUCUUUGUUCUUAACAGGCAACUUGAGCCGGAGGGAGGAAAGUCUGAAACUGAAGGAGACGGGAAACGCACAGUUCAAGAGAGGGGAGCACUCUGAAGCAGAGGAGUCCUACACGGCCGCCCUGAGGGCAUGCCCUGUGUGUUAUGGCAAGGAGAGGGCCAUCCUGUUCUCGAACCGUGCAGCGGCACGCCUGCAUCUGGAUAAAAAUGAAGGCGCAAUAGCCGACUGCUCCAAAGCCAUGGAGCUGAACCCUGACUACAUCAGAGCCAUCCUGAGGAGGGCAGAGUUGUAUGAGAAGACAGACAAGCUGGAUGAGGCCUUGGAGGACUACAAGCUGGUGCUGGAGAAGGACCCCAGCGUGAAGCAGGCCAGGGAGGCCACCCUGCGCCUGCCGCAGCAGAUCCACGAGAGGAAUGAAAGGCUGAAGGAGGAGAUGAUGGGGAAACUGAAGGACCUGGGCAACAUGUUCCUGCGCCCCUUCGGCCUGUCAACUUCCAACUUCCAGGUCAACCAGGACCCCGCCAGUGGAUCCUACUCGAUUAACUUUGUGCAGAACCCGAAUAACAACAACCGGUAACCCCAGGCAUCGACCCUGCCACAGCUUCGGCACCCUCCGGUUCGGCAUUGGUGGGGUCGCGGCGAGCAGCAGGUCCCCGUUGCAGUGAUGGCGGGAGGCUGCGCGGCCUGCUAGCCUGCACUGUAUUGCAGUUCUUGUUCAGUUGAUUUCUGGAUCACAAGUCCCUGCACUGCCUUUUAAAAUGGGCACCACAUGAAAGGUAACUAACCGUGAAUGCAGGUGGACGGCCGCCCUGUGUCCACGUGUUGCAUUUGUGUAAAUAAACUGUAAUAUAAAAAACAAAA